GGGCGCAGCUGGGGACGCGACUGCUGGAGGCUGCGCGCUACUGUUGCAUCGCCUCACCGGAUAAUAACCGCUGCUAUCUCAGCCUGUUACUCUGUUCCGCCCAGGUUUAUCGCUCUCCUUUUAUGCUGCUUACCGACUAACGGAUUUGCAGGAGCGGGACUCUUUGGAACCUCGAGAGAAAAAAAGUGGAUAAAGGACCCGACCUUGCCUGUGCGUGUGCGUGGAGAGCGUAUCGUUUCUUGUGAAUUCCCUGUACGCGCAAGAUGCUUUUUUCUUUCCAGAGAGGCAAUGCGCCCACCCAUGCGAUGCUAGCCUAUUAGCUCGAGAGAGAGAAAGAGAGAGAGAGAGAGAGGGAGAGAGAGCAAGAGAGAGGGAGAGAGAUAGAAAGAAAGAGAGAGAGAGAGAGAGAGGUUUCAGCCUUGGAUUCGAGAGGAGGCUAAUUUACGAGUCUUGUUUUGCCUUUCAGGAAAAAGGGAGAUAAGAGGGGGAGGGUGGUUGGUGAAGGAGAAUGCAGCAAUCACAUUUUUAAGCAUGCAGAAGUGGGCCGUUUCCGGUUCCUAGGCUGGUGUGUCCCCCCCAUCCGAGGCCAGCAGCCGUAUGGGGAAAGCAGCGGCAGACACAGAUGGCAUGGACACUUCCACACGGUCUGCCGCUCUGCCCUGCCUGCUCUGCCGGAGCCCGUUCACCGCUGUCUCUCUCUUCCAGCUCGCUCCGCCGCCCAGCAGCACUGCAGCACAGCACAGGCUGACGGCAUGAGGCUUGAUCCAGUGCAUUUCUCCAUGCUGGUCAUCGGGGUCUCCUUCGCCUGUUACGCCCCGAGUCUCAACUCCCUCCAGGACCAGGCGUACCGAUCAGCCGUGGUCAUCGAGGGCGAGGUGCGCUCCUCCCCGGAGAACAUCUCCUCCCGGGAGCCCUACAGUGUGAAUGUCAAAGUGCUGGACGUGUGGCCCGUCAACAGCGGCGGCCUCGAGAGGGAGCAGCUCGUGACCGUCGGUGACUUCGGUUCCGAGGCCCCGUGCACCACGGUGGAGAAGGACCACAGAUAUAUCUUUUUCAUGGACCCGACCACCGAGCCCUUGGUAUUCAAGGUAUCCUACGCCCCCGUGGACGCUAGCGAGCCGGAGUCCAAGAAGGAUGUGGAGAGAGUAUUGUGCGAGGACUGCGCCUCUGCUCCUAAGCUCCGGCUGAUGCGAGGCCAGUCUCUGGUAGAAGGGGACAAGCUGUACUUGAAGUGCGAGGCGUCGGGGAAUCCCAGUCCUUCCUUCCGCUGGUACAAAGAUGGACACGAGCUUCAGAGAGGAAGAGACCUCAAAAUAAAGACCAACAAAAAAAACUCAAAGGUGCAAAUCAGUCGUGUCCGUGUGGAAGACUCUGGCAACUACACCUGUGUGGCUCAAAACUCACUAGGACAAGAAAACACCACGAGUAUAAUCAGCGUGCAGAUCCUGACCACCACCACCCCGUCUCCAGGUGUGAGUCAUGCGAGGCGCUGCAACGAGACGGAGAAGACCUACUGCGUCAACGGUGGAGACUGUUACUUCAUACAUGGUAUUAACCAGCUGUCCUGCAAGUGUCCCAAUGACUAUACGGGGGACCGCUGUCAAAACUCCGUCAUGGCCAGUUUCUACAAAAUGAGGUCUAGUAAAUAUAGCAAGGCUGAGGAGCUCUACCAGCGGCGGGUGCUGACGAUCACAGGCAUCUGUGUGGCGUUGUUGGUGGUUGGCAUCGUUUGUGUGGUGGCCUACUGCAAAACCAAAAAGCAGAGGAAGAAGAUGCAGAGUCACCUACACCAGAACCAGAAUCAGUACGUGGAGCAACCCAACCGUAUGCUGCCCAACGGGCCCAACCAUCCCGGGCCUGGUCCUGAGGAGAUCUCCUUGCAUGACUACGUCUCUGAGAGAGUCCCCACGACAGAGUGUGUGGUCAGCCACGGAGCCGAAGGCGCCGGCAAUUACGCAGGCAGCCGAAUGUCCACCCGCUCCCACCACUCUACCACUGCCUCACACGCAUCGAGACACGAGGAGCAGACGUGGAGCAUGGAGCGAACAGAGAGCAUGAACUCAGACUGCCAGUCAGGUGGGCUGUCCAGCUCCGUGGGAACCAGUAAGUGUAGCAGCCCAGCAUGCAUGGCACGGAGGGCGGCCCACUGGGGCUGUACGGACACGUCUGGGCCAGGGAUGCAGUACGGGGAUUCUUAUGAUUCUUUAAGAGACUCACCUCACAGCGACAGGUAUGUGUCAGCGCUGACCACGCCUGCACGUCUGUCUCCAGUGGAAUUUCACUACCCCCUGUUGCCGCCCCAGGUGCCCACUUUCCAGAUCACCUCGCCCAACACAAGCCACGCCCUCUCCCUCCCUCCUCCUGCUGCUGCUGCCUACCACAGAGAUGACGACCAGCCACGGCUACAAUGCCCUGAGGAUGGAAGUUUAUAUAGACAGCCUCGACGUCCACGACGACCCUACCUGACAGAGAGCACAGGAAGCCUACCGUCCAGCCCCUACCGUCUCCCUGACGAAGAGGCCUACGAGACCACACAGGAGUACGCCUCAUCAAGGGAGCCCAUACGGAGUAGGCGGCGCCCGCGACGCAACCGCCUCAACGGACACGUCUCGCAGCGUUCAGUGGGCCUACGGGACUACAGCUCGCAGAGCUUCAGCCAGUCAGAAGAGGAAGAGGAGGAGGAGGAAGAUGACGCUCAAGGAGAGAGCACACCUUUCCUUAGUAUGCAGAACAUGAAUGUGGACCCACCUUUAACGGUCCCGGGUUUCCGUUCGUCAUCUGGUACGGACACACGGACUCACCGCGGGCUGAGUCGGCCAGGGACACGCAGCAACGGGCAGAGCCGCAGCUCUCAGUCACAGCGCUUCAAGGCCGACCACAUGCCCCUUUAAGACUUAACCUCCCCCGGACACCCACUCAUACACCCCUGCCACCCACCACCCUUCCACCUCACACGCCCUCCUCCCUCGUACACACAACCAUUGGACUAGAGACCUGCACCUAGGAGAAAUAUUUUUAUUUUGUAUAACAGACAGAUAUUCUAAACAAAUGAAAUAUUUAUUUUCAUUUCAGCAAAAAUUGUCUACUAGCUAACAGCAAAGACUUUUUUUAUAACGGGGGGAAUAUUUAUAUGUAAAGUUUUUUGAUUUACAGCAUUAUGAGAGAUGAAAAAAUAAGAGAAUUACGUGCCAAUUUUUUCACAAGUUAGAUAAAUAGAAUAAUAUUGUGGUGCCUUUUGCUGUAUGCUGAAGUCGGAGGUCCCAUUGAGUUUUUGUAGCCUUUCUUAUAAAGACUCCUCGUUUUUAUAUAGAGAACAACAGUCUUUCUUCCUUUUGCUUUGUUUUUUUCUCUGAUUUGGGAUCUUCCUCCUUUUGAACUUUAAUCUGAUUAUGUCAUCAUGCAAUAUUGAUUCCUCCUGUGUAAAAGGUGUCUGUUUACAUGAGUAUGAUCCAUGCGAUGCGCUCGUUUCACAGGGACAUCUAGUCACUGACACAACCGGAUGUGUAGGGUAGUUUUUCGCGGAUGAUUAUUGGAUGAAUCUUUCCAGAUGAACAUGCAUCUGUCAUUUAUGUCCUUGUUCGCUGCCUGUCAGUCAUUUGUUGUUCUGUUCUGUGAAAACAAGAGUGUUAGGAAGCUGGUGAGGGAAAGUGACACCAGAUUCCUCUGUAGGUGUUCAGGGUGCUGCCAUGACAUUGUAGUGUUUGCUUUGUGUGUGUGUGUGUGUGGGUGUUUGUGUGUGUGUGUGUGUGUGUGUGUUUGCGCGUGUGUGUGUGUGUGCGUGCAACUCAUGAAGGCUUGUUUAGUUGGCGUGACGGUUCACCUUGGAGAGUGUGGUCGCUUGUUUGACUGACAUGCUCCUCCCACCAAACCUCACGCUGCCAGAAGCUCCAUUGCACUGUAAGAACCUCCUUCAUUGGCCAGGGAGCUGCCAAUCCAAACCGAACUUAACCAACCCAGUUGUAAUCCAGCCUGACUCUGGCCUCCUGUGGACUGCCCAGCCCGCCCGUUUCCUAUGCCAGCAGCUUAGAGCCGCACUGUGUCUCAGGACUUCCCCAUCACAUCACAGCCAAAAGACUGAAAACAGAGAGAGAGCACGUCAUCUCAGUUGCAGUUCAGUCCGCAGGCCAGAUCCACAUCCCCUCACUCCUCCCCCCCGUCUGUCCGUCAGGUUUGUUGCUUUCACUCGUGGCCAUGAUGAAGGAAGCAUGGGUUAAAACUCUUGGAAUCAGAAGGGAAAUUUAGUUGCUUUAUUAAAAAACAAAACAAAACAAACAAAAAGAACAAACAAGUUUUUACUUUAAUAGUUUGUGUGCAUGUGUUAAAGUGGGCAUGUGUGCACCUGUGUGUAGGUCACCAUGAUAAUGAAUGAAAACCUUGAAGACCACAUCUGUUCGCUCUGAUUCUGGGGCAUAGCUAGGAAUUCUGGGGCCCCCGAGGAGGAGAAUAACGCUCUGGGUUCCCCCUUGCUUUUUUUUUUUUUUUUUUUUUUUCCUUUCCUUCUUUUUUUUAAACUAGAUAAUUUUUCUACUGGAAACUUUCUGGGCCGUCUUCAGCUGUGGGGCCCUUGAAUUGCCACAAUUUUUCACCCCACUGGCGAUGCCACUGCUCGGAUAGGGAUAAUCUCUUGAGUGGCUUCGUGCAGGUUCACACCACUAGAGGGCGAGUUUGAUUCAAAUUUUUCUUUCACUCACAGCCAAAUGGUGGCGUAUUAUAAUACUGAUUACUGCAUCCUUGAUUUGCAUUCCUAUACCUUUAUUGAUUGAACUUUUUUUUUUUUUUGCUUGGUCAUAUUGACUGAAUAAUCUGUUAUUUGUCUUUCUUCGUCCGUCCGCCCCCUCCACCUCACAUCACUUGCCCCCCUCCCACCCCCCACCUUCAUGUCUUUCUCACUUUGAUAUCAGUCUUCAGAAGCAACUAGCAGAUGGAUUUAGGCCUCAUCUCCAGACGAGUACACUGAACAGCACACGAACAGCAGGCAUGUCAGAAACUCUUCCACCUCAAACGUACAUCAGGUUUAGAGACCCUUUUCAAGCUCGCUGAGGAAAAUAAUACUGUGUCAGAUACAAUUUGUGUCCCUGUUCAUUUCCAAUAGAGUCCGUUUGGUUUGUUUGCUUUUGUUUGUUUUCUGUUUUCACACAGAUGAUGCAUGGAUCACAGAUAUAGAAAGUAUCUUAAAAAUGUCAGAGCCCCGCCGAUUCAGGGGAAUCAUACUAGAAGUAUAUAAAAACAUUAUUUGGGUUCCUGACCCAAAGGUCUGGCUAGUUUUGUCUUACUAUCACUGUAAUCAAUCUGGGAUUUGCAAUGUGGAAAUACUGCAAGUGAGGGUAGUGUGCUUCUAGAGCUAGUUGAAAUGUUAACACCCCCCACCCUCUCUCUCCUCAACCUGCACUCCCCCUUUCUCUUUUCAUACACACACACAUACAUUAUAUACAUAAUGAAGCACUUGCUGACACACACACACACACACACACACACACACACACACACACUCCCUUCAUGUUUGUGUUUGUCAAGCGGUUUGCCUUUGUCUUUUUUUACCUACUGACCCUGACCUCUCCUCUCUUGUCCUCUCCUGUCCUCUCCUCUCCUCUCCUGUCCUGUCCUCUCCUCUCCUCUCCUCUCCUUUCCUCUCCUCUCCUCUCCUCUCCUCUCCUCUCCUCUCCUCUCCUCUCCUCUCCUUUCCUCUCCUCUCCUUUCCUCUCCUCUCCUCUCCUCUCCUCACCUCUCCUCUCACCCCCUGCAUGUCCUAGUGGUACUGGUAGUUGGGUGCAUGGAAAAAGCAGCAAGCAAAUCGUUUUUUUCCACUCGGUGAAAAAAAAAAAAAAUGUGUCUUCAUUUUAACAUUCAGCAAUAAAUCCCCCUUUUCUUCAUGUCCAUCAUUCUUGGAAUAUGCUAGAAGAUUUUUUGCAAGUUUUAUCAAAAACAUACUACUUGUAAAAGAAGAAAAAUCAAAAACCACCCCUUCAUAUGAAAAAUAAAACUUUAUUCCUACAA
Solea solea (common sole) is the source of this 5994-nucleotide messenger RNA. It is a transcript of the gene nrg2b, whose product is annotated as neuregulin 2b. Bases 753 to 2891 code for a protein of 712 amino acids. Gene Ontology annotation, biological process: intracellular signal transduction; nervous system development; animal organ development. The record is from RefSeq and is a predicted model, not a curated record. Lineage: Eukaryota; Metazoa; Chordata; Actinopteri; Pleuronectiformes; Soleidae. Gene Ontology annotation, molecular function: signaling receptor binding. The transcript is spliced from 12 exons.